Messenger RNA from Callorhinus ursinus (northern fur seal), 408 nucleotides. It is a transcript of the gene RBP5, whose product is annotated as retinol binding protein 5. NCBI's taxonomy places the organism in Eukaryota, Metazoa, Chordata, Mammalia, Carnivora, Otariidae. The record is from RefSeq and is a predicted model, not a curated record. Gene Ontology annotation, molecular function: lipid binding.
AUGCCUCCCAACCUCACCGGCUACUACGGCUUUGUCUCACAGAAGAACAUGGAGGACUACCUGCAAGCCCUAAACAUCAGCAUGGCUCUGCGGAAGGUAGCAUUGCUGCUCAAACCAGACAAGGAGAUUGACCAUCAGGGCAACCACAUGAUAGUGAAGACCCUCAGCACGUUCCACAACUAUGUUCUGGAAUUCCAGGUAGGAGUUGAGUUUGAGGAGGAUCUAAGGAUCGUGGAUGGAUGAAAAUGCCAGACCAUUGUAACCUGGGAGGAGGAGCAGCUAGUAUGUAUGCAGAAAGGGGAGGUCCCCAACCGAGGCUGGAGACACUGGCUGGAGGGAGAGAAGUUGUAUCUCGAACUGACUGCAAGGGAUGCAGUGUGCGAGCAGGUCUUCAGGAAGGUCAAGUAG